AUGGAUUCAUUGUUUCCAGCGUUUGACCCCGGCCAUGAGGGCAUCCUCGCCGCAGAUAUUGAUUUGGGAGCAAUCAACUACGCUAAACAGCCGCUUGAUGUUGUGGGACAUUACUCGCGGCCUGAUCUGCUCAGUUUGAAUGUCAAUAGGGAAGCAGAUAAGCAUGUGCACUACGUCUGGGAGUCAAGAUAG
Molecule: messenger RNA, 192 nt
Organism: Cladophialophora psammophila CBS 110553
Lineage: Eukaryota; Fungi; Ascomycota; Eurotiomycetes; Chaetothyriales; Herpotrichiellaceae
Exons: 1
Coding region: 1-192 (63 amino acids)
Molecular function (GO): catalytic activity
Source: RefSeq, a predicted model, not a curated record